AUGUUGUGCAGUCCUGCUCCCCAACCAACUGCAGACUGGGUUAUUUCUUUCGAGACUCUGCAGGUGCUCGAGAGAUAUCUGUAUGGCGAGGUGCUCAACAUGAUCUAUGACGACGCCGGCCUGUUUCUGAGCUUUGAAAACAACUACAACUGA
Molecule: messenger RNA, 153 nt
Organism: Yarrowia lipolytica CLIB122
Lineage: Eukaryota; Fungi; Ascomycota; Dipodascomycetes; Dipodascales
Source: RefSeq, a predicted model, not a curated record